AUGUCCAUGUUGAAGCCGUUUCUUGAGACACAGGAAAGAGUAUUCCAUUUAACAGAAGAAACACAAACAAUCGAUUUAGGACUCUUUUUAUUGAGAGGUAACAAUGUGGUGUGCAUAGGAUUAGUAGAUGAGGAAGAAGAAGAAACGAUAAAUUGGGCUUCAUUACACGGCAGACAGUUAGGUGACACAAGGCAUGCAUUGGAUUGA
Messenger RNA from Komagataella phaffii GS115, 207 nucleotides. RefSeq lists its product as hypothetical. NCBI's taxonomy places the organism in Eukaryota, Fungi, Ascomycota, Pichiomycetes, Pichiales, Pichiaceae. The record is from RefSeq and is a predicted model, not a curated record. Gene Ontology annotation, biological process: mRNA splicing, via spliceosome. The coding region runs from base 1 to 207 and encodes 68 amino acids. Gene Ontology annotation, molecular function: RNA binding. Gene Ontology annotation, cellular component: U4/U6 x U5 tri-snRNP complex; U6 snRNP; precatalytic spliceosome. The transcript has 2 exons.